UUUCGGAAAAGACUUAGCAAAAUUUGUCACAAGAAAUGUUGGUACAAGCUUUUAAAUAACAACUAAAAAAAAAGGGGACAAUCAUGAAUGCACUGAAUGCCUUUGGAAUGGCUAUUGGUUGGAUGGACAUUGUGGGAGUGCUGUUCUUCGAACUGAUAAUGUUCUAUAUGAUGCGACGUCGUCGACUGGCCAAUGAAUCGGGAGACGUGGCGGUUGAAGCGGCAGUGGACAAUCAGAGGAACCCCUUGCCCAAUCUUUUCAGCAGGAAGCAGCUGAGUGAGAGUGAAAAUGGCUGGAUAUUUUGGGGCUACCUGUUGAUGCUGAAUGUCUGGGUGGCAGUUACGCUGCUCAUGAUAGCUGGCAUCUCGUUGCACAAGCCGGAGCUUAUGACGUUGUGGUUGAUUUGGUGCGCUUGUGGCUUGGUCUUCGAUGCCCUCUUCAUUUCGUGGUGGGUCUACGAACUAUUUGUGGGGGACGCCAUCGAGGCACUGACCAACAUUCUGAUAUCCCUGCUGACCAUGGCCAUUGAGUUCGGUUUCAUCUAUGUUAUCUAUACCAUCUACACGAACUUGUCGGAACCCACAGAAGAGGCUGACCACAAACUUAAAGACAGGUCAGGAUUUUCGCUGAUGAUGAUCUCAGAUCCCAGUCUAUACAUUUAAAUUUGUUUCUGUUACUUUGUCAAAUUUAAUAAAAAUUGUUUUAGAUUCCCAACUA
Messenger RNA from Drosophila biarmipes, 717 nucleotides. RefSeq lists its product as uncharacterized. The coding region runs from base 84 to 662 and encodes 192 amino acids. The transcript is spliced from 4 exons. Lineage: Eukaryota; Metazoa; Arthropoda; Insecta; Diptera; Drosophilidae. The record is from RefSeq and is a predicted model, not a curated record.